Lates calcarifer (barramundi perch) is the source of this 3977-nucleotide messenger RNA. Its product is annotated as lutropin-choriogonadotropic hormone receptor. Gene Ontology annotation, biological process: male gonad development; follicle-stimulating hormone signaling pathway. The record is from RefSeq and is a predicted model, not a curated record. Gene Ontology annotation, molecular function: follicle-stimulating hormone receptor activity; thyroid-stimulating hormone receptor activity; protein binding. NCBI's taxonomy places the organism in Eukaryota, Metazoa, Chordata, Actinopteri, Centropomidae. The coding region runs from base 266 to 2359 and encodes 697 amino acids. The transcript has 14 exons. Gene Ontology annotation, cellular component: membrane.
UAAAGCUUCUCACACGCCCCCUUCAUUCACCUCUGCAUGGCAGGAAGCACCAAAACAUCUCACACUUCUUCUCUCUACGACCUGGCGGUGAAUCCUGAGUGGACAGACGGACAAACUUGUGGGGUGUGGGCACAUGUGGAAGGCCUGCAUGUUAACACCACGUGGGAAACAGAGAGACAAAAGGCAAAAUCAGACUGAGAAGAAAAACAAGGAGAUCUGAGAAGUAAAAACAGAUACAACAAUCUAGACUCAGACCGCAAAGACAAUGAUGAGUCUGAUAAUGUUAAUAAUUGCAGUGAUUAACAUGACAACAGCCUCAGUAACUGGUUCUCAGAUGGACAUUAAUCCUGGAGUUGAGACCUGCUUGGCAGAAAGAUUCUGUUACCAGCUGAGUUUCGGGGCCACAGAGAUUCCCUCCAAUAUCUCCAGCAACACCAAAUACCUGGAAGUUACGCAGACGCAGAUCAGAGUGAUUCCCCAGGGCGCCUUCACCAGUCUGCAGCACCUCAGGAAACUUACCAUAUUGCAGAACGACAUGCUGGAGAGUAUAGGUGCAUUUGCCUUCGCUAACCUCCCGCAGCUCACCAACAUCUUCAUCUCUGAGAAUGUUGCCUUGGAGAGGAUUGAAUCAUUUGCUUUCUCCAAUCUCCCAGAGCUCACUGAGAUAAUCAUAACAAAGUCAAAACACCUGCGCUCCAUCCAUCCAGAUGCAUUCAGGAACAUCAUGAAACUGCAGUAUCUGACCAUCUCUAACACUGGACUGAGAGUUUUUCCAGACUUCACCAAGAUCCGCUCCACGGCCCACGGCUUUCUGUUUGACCUGCAGGAGAACAGCCACAUUGAGAGAGUCCCCGCCAAUGCCUUCAGAGGCCUCUGCACUCAAACUAUCAGUGAGAUACGGCUCACCAGAAAUGGCAUCAAGGAGGUGGCAAGUGACGCCUUCAACAGCACAAAGAUGCACAGAUUGUUCCUAAGAGGCAACCAACAGCUCACUCACGUCAAUCCCAACGCCUUUGUGGGUUCCAGUGAGUUGGUGGUACUGGACAUCUCUCACACAGCCCUCAGCUCCCUGCCGGACUCCAUCCUCGGUGGACUCCAGAGGCUGAUAGCGCAGUCUGCCUUCCACCUGAAGAAACUUCCUCCCCUGCGGCUCUUCACCAAACUGCACCAGGCCAACCUGACAUACCCCUCCCACUGCUGCGCCUUCCAAAACAUACACAGGAAUAGAUCGAGGUGGAACUCCCUGUGCUCCCACCCCGAGGCUCAGGAUAACUUUCAUUUCUUCAGAGACCACUGCUCCAACUCCACCUCCAUCACGUGCAGCCCAAUGCCCGACGAAUUCAACCCCUGCGAGGACAUCAUGUCUGCCGUCUCCCUACGGGUCCUCAUCUGGAUCAUCUCUAUCCUUGCUCUGCUGGGGAACACAGUGGUACUCCUCGUAUUAUUAGGCAGCCGUUCCAAACUGACUGUUCCUCGUUUCCUCAUGUGCCACCUGGCCUUUGCUGACCUCUGCAUGGGCAUCUACCUGGUAGUCAUAGCAACCGUAGACAUGCUCACCCGAGGCCGGUACUACAACCAUGCCAUAGACUGGCAGAUGGGCCUGGGCUGCAGUGCUGCGGGCUUCUUUACGGUGUUUGCCAGCGAGUUGUCAGUGUUCACGUUAACAGCGAUCACUCUGGAGCGCUGGCACACCAUCACACAUGCUCUGCGGCUCGACCGUAAACUCCGCCUCAGACACGCGUGUGUCAUCAUGACAGCAGGCUGGAUUUUCUCAUCUCUGGCCGCUUUUCUGCCCACAGUUGGGGUCAGCAGCUACAGCAAGGUGAGUAUCUGCCUCCCCAUGGACGUGGAGUCUCUGGUGUCUCAGGUCUAUGUUGUGUCUCUCCUCCUCCUCAACAUCCUGGCCUUCUUCUGCGUGUGCGGCUGUUACCUCAGCAUCUACCUGACUGUCCGCAACCCCUCGUCAGCACCGGCCCACAACGACACCCGCGUGGCCCAACGCAUGGCCGUGCUCAUCUUUACCGAUUUCGUCUGCAUGGCUCCCAUCUCCUUCUUCGCCAUCUCGGCCGCCCUCAAGCUCCCUCUCAUCACCGUCUCAGAAUCCAAACUCCUGCUGGUCCUCUUCUACCCGAUCAACUCGUGCUCCAACCCCUUCCUGUACGCCUUCUUCACCCGCACCUUCAGGCGGGACUUCUUUCUCCUUGCGGCUCGCUUCGGUCUGUUUAAGACCCGGGCGCAGAUUUACCGGACGGAGAGUUCAUCCUGUCAGCAGCCGGCAUGGACCUCCCCAAAGAACAGCCAUGUGAUGCUGUACUCUUUGGCUAACGCACUGAGUCUAGAUGUGAAACCAGACUGCUGACUGUCUUUCAAAAAUCCACAGACCUUUUUGCUGAAUUGUCAGCACAAGGGUCAUAUUUCUCUCCCCAGAGAGGUCCUGUUUCUCUCUAAACAAAGUUCAUUCUUCUUAGCUCUGAUGGAGAUAUUGACAGAAUAUAAUGCAUUAAUACCUCUUAAAGUUAGAAAAAUCUCACGUGUUAUUAAGAUGUAGAAUCACACUGCUACAUCUUGAAAAUGGUCAACACUGAGUUUUAUCAAGCAGCUAAAACAUCAAUCACUGUCUGUAUAGAUUCAACAUGUGAACCACAACGACUCCAGGCACAACUGCUGGCGUCCUUCUAUGUAAUUGACAUGGUUAAACUCUUCUCUAUGCACAGUAGCAAUCCCAAGCACAGAUAGCUACAAAACAAGUACAGAUACUUUGACCAAAUCUAGGUCAAAUUACUGUCCUAGAUAAUUCCUUGUGUUUGUUUUAACUUGCUUGAAGUGCCAGAUGGGUGGGGUUUGCUGCAUCAUAACAAUUUAGAUCACAAGUAAAAGUAGAAAGAGUAAGAGAAGAAGUAAACUGUCUUCACUUUCAUGCACAGUCUUAUGUAACAAACACCAUCCAUCUGGUGUCCCAAGAUAACGAUAUGAACUAAAGCACUUUGAAAGUUUAACAAAGGUUUCAACGCUCAGGAUAUCAGCACAUGCACAUCAAGAAAUCAGCGUUCAUUGAACAUUCAACAUUAUGAUUGAAUGAUAUUCAUUAAGAGCCACACCAGAGGGAUAUACUGAUUAAUAAUCUUCUCAUACACUCCAUCUGCUGUAGCUUUCCAAUGUCUCUGCAUCCCCUUCUAUACCCUCAGUUUCUCUAUUUGUUUAAAAGAGGGACAUGUUAUUAUCUAUAGUGUAAUUAUGUUUAUCAUUUGUAGAUGAAAAUAUCAUUAAGUGUUUUUCUAUAUAUAUGUGUUUUGCACAAAAUGUAUCUUUGGUGUGUUUUUUUUCACAUCACUUUAUAUUUUUUAAAUUAUAUCAUCUGUGCUUGAGUAGAUUUUGUAUGGUCAAUGUGAAUGUACCAACAAAAGGAACAAAUCACUAACACACACAAAUUAAAUUGAGCUGUCUUUAUCUAAAAAUGCUGUCCUUCAGAGAAUUCAGAGCUUUCAAGGACAAAGUGACCCCACCAACCUCUGCUCCUUGUGCCAAGGUGGGUGGAUGGUUGUGGGAGGGGAGACUUCACAGCUGCUCUUGCUGCUUAUUACAGGAGGAGGGAUAUGGCAGCUAGAUAAGGCACACACACAGACACACACACACACACACAUACUAAGACACCCAGAAGCAAGCCAGGGUUUCAAGGCUGCAGCUGCAAGAAGGAGUCCAUCUCAUUGAUAUGGAUACACUGCCUCCUACAUGCCAACACUGACUGUGUGGGUGCAUUUGUGCUCUUAUGCCACCAGGUGAUGCUACUGAUGCAGGAUUUAUUGUGAUCCCUGUGCUGCUAUGGUCUAUUCAGCUGUGAAUGACAAUAUACCAAAUGAGCACACAUUUACAGCAGUGCCAUUACAAAAAUGCAUCAUCAUCAAUGUGGAGGCUAGUUUUAACAGAACAAUAACAAUAAAAUGUACAAUUCUCUGUCCUCACAUCUGGUGGCAUUCUUU